Messenger RNA from Colletotrichum navitas, 1232 nucleotides. Its product is annotated as short chain dehydrogenase. Lineage: Eukaryota; Fungi; Ascomycota; Sordariomycetes; Glomerellales; Glomerellaceae. Gene Ontology annotation, molecular function: oxidoreductase activity. The record is from RefSeq and is a predicted model, not a curated record. Bases 13 to 849 code for a protein of 278 amino acids. The transcript is spliced from 2 exons.
AGUCCCUUCACUAUGGCUCCCGCAGCGACUGAUAGCGCCGCUGCCCAGCAGUCCGCUGGGUACGACGCGGCCCGCCCCUUCGUCGGCAAGGUCGCCCUCAUCACCGGCUCCGGCCGUGGUAUCGGCCGUGGCAUCGCCAUCGAGCUCGGCAGGCGCGGCGCCAACGUCGUUGUCAACUACGCCUCGUCCGCCAAAGCUGCCGAGGAGGUCGUCGCCGAGAUCCAGAAGCUCGGCGCCAAGGCUGUCGCCUACAAGGCCGACAUCAGCAAGCCUGCCGAGGUUGUCGACCUCUUCGACCGCGCCGUUGCCCACUUCGGCCGCAUGGACUACGUCAUCUCCAACUCGGGCAAGGAGGUUUGGUGCCCCGAGGAGGAGGUCACCGAAGAGCUCUUCCAGAACAUCUUCGACCUCAACACCCGUGGCCAGUUCUUCGUCGCCCAGCAGGGCCUGAAGCACUGCUCUCGUGGCGGCCGCAUCAUCCUGACGUCCUCCAUCGCUGCCCAGAUGGGCGGUAUCCCCAACCACGCCCUGUACGCCGGCUCCAAGGCCGCCGUCGAGGGCUUCACCCGCGCCUUCGCCGUCGACUGCGGCGCCAAGGGCGUCACUGUCAACGCCAUCGCCCCCGGCGGUGUCAAGACAGACAUGUUCGACGAGAACGCGUGGCACUACGUCCCCAACGGCUACAAGGGCAUGCCCAUGGAGAUCAUCGACCAGGGCCUCGCCAACCUGAACCCCCUCAAGCGCGUCGGUGUUCCUGCCGAUGUCGGCAAGGUCGUCGCCUCUCUCUGCCACCCUGACUGCGAGUGGAUCAACGGUCAGGUCAUCAAGGUCACCGGUGGUGGCACAUAAGUGCAGCAAUGUUCAACUCGUCCGCAGCCUCAUUCGUAAGGGGUUGCUAUCAUGACGCCUUAAUGCAUCGGAUCGCAAGGCGGGCCGGACGCUUGCGAUCCCCGGGUCUGGGUCUGGUUGGUAAUAUGGGGGCAUGAGAUGAUGGAAACUUACAUAACAAACACAUCUUGGAAAGGCCUAUGUAGACAUCAUGAAUGAAGAAACCUUUACUGGGAAACUCGUUCGCAUCUCCGCACCCUCGACGAUAAGUGAAACGACGUGGUUUAUUCUUGUCCUUGCUUGACCUGACCAUAGUCCACAAUCAGUCGGCUUGACAUCGCACUUCACGUUACCACUAAACAAGUAAAUCCCGCAGCGAGCGGCAAUGUGCCUCAAGAGCGUCU